Ornithodoros turicata is the source of this 5044-nucleotide messenger RNA. Its product is annotated as lysine-specific demethylase 4C-like. Lineage: Eukaryota; Metazoa; Arthropoda; Arachnida; Ixodida; Argasidae. Gene Ontology annotation, molecular function: histone H3K9 demethylase activity. The transcript is spliced from 21 exons. The record is from RefSeq and is a predicted model, not a curated record. Gene Ontology annotation, biological process: regulation of gene expression; chromatin remodeling. Gene Ontology annotation, cellular component: nucleus; chromatin. Bases 178 to 3396 code for a protein of 1072 amino acids.
AUGAAAACGGACAAAAACAGUCAACAUGGUGGAUAGGAGUGUUGUUUGGACGCCUCUCUCUCAUUUUGAUUUGGACCUACGUUUAUCGUCAUAAAAUAAUCUAACACGUAUGGCACUUCGUUCAUGCUGGAUCACCUGAACCAUUGAAUUGCUCACAAUAUCCCUGACGGCACGAAGAUGAGCUCCAAGGUGGAGGGGGGCACGGCCACCGGCAUCCCCCGUAUCAUGGUGUUCCGGCCGACAUUGGAAGAAAUGAAGGACUUUUCAAAGUAUCUGGAGUACGUGGAAUCUCAAGGGGCACACAAGGCUGGCCUAGCCAAGAUAAUUCCUCCCAAAGAAUGGAUUCCGAGGAAAGGGGGCUACGACAACAUCAACUUGGUGAUUCCAGCUCCCAUAUCUCAAGUUGUGACCGGUCGUCUGGGCCUCUACCAGCAAUACAACAUCCAGAAAAAGUCCAUGACUGUAAAAGAGUUCAAGAAAGUUGCGGAGAGUGAAAAGUAUCGGACUCCCGUUCACUUCGACUAUGAAGACCUGGAGCGCAAGUAUUGGAAAAACGUGGCCUAUAAUCCGCCCAUCUACGGUGCGGACGUGUCGGGCUCACUUUACGACCCCGGUGUUGAAGAGUUCAACAUCAACCAUCUCAACACCAUCCUGGACCUUGUGGGGCAGGACUACGGCAUCAAGAUCGAGGGUGUGAAUACGGCGUAUCUUUACUUUGGGAUGUGGAAGACGACGUUUGCUUGGCACACCGAAGACAUGGACCUGUACAGUAUAAAUUAUCUCCACUUCGGUGCGCCCAAGUCGUGGUACUGUGUUCCUCCCGAGCACGGACGUCGUCUGGAGCGGCUUGCUGCAGGGUUCUUCCACGGAACGUCCCAGGGCUGUUCUGCAUUUCUUCGGCACAAGAUGACUGUGAUUUCUCCGCAGAUCCUCAAGCAGUAUUCGAUACCCUUCAGUAAAAUCACUCAAGAACCGGGCGAGUUCAUGAUCACCUUUCCGUACGGAUAUCAUGCCGGCUUUAACCACGGCUUCAACUGUGCGGAGUCGACAAACUUUGCCCUCCCUCGGUGGGUCGAGUACGGCAAGAGGGCUUCUCGGUGUAUGUGUCGGCAAGACUGUGUAAAGAUCAGCAUGGACGUGUUUGUAAAGAAGUUCCAACCGGAGCGUUACGAGUUAUGGCUCGCAGGGAAGGACAUUGGGUUUCAUCCCGAGGACCCUUCGAAAGCCACUGCAGCACCUCCACCAACGCGGCUUGAAAUGACUCUUGUGCAGCACCUAAGGGACAAACCUAGAGCCUCGAAGCGCAACCCUGUCGCACAUGGCGAAUGUACAGGGGCUACCGACGAAGGCGCCAAUGAUUCGGAUGGGACAGUCAUAUAUGAUCUCGAAGAGGCAGAUGUGGAGCUUGAGAAGAAAAAGAAGAAGGUUGUGCCCAAACGAAGAGCUUCCAAAGGGGAAAAGAAGAAAACCAAGAAAAAGGCAAGCUUGGACUCAUCAGGGCUGUCUGAUGCUUCGGAUAGCUCGGCCAUGGUGGAAAAUGCUCAUGGAGAUCCUGGAUCAGACCUGGGACCACCCAUGCUCGAGCCCAUGACCGAACCGCCGCGACAGGUAUCUGUCACGGUCAGUCGCUUAGAAGAGCACCUUGCUGGGAAGUCGUUACAAUACUCGGACUCUGUUCAUUACGUGGUCACGCCGCCACCAUGUCGUGAUGCACCUUACGCUAGGCCAGCGGAACAGGAAGGACUGCCGUUGAACCUGUGUAUUGGAGGGAGCAGAGGGUAUUCAAGUUCUCAAGAAAUUUCGUGCUCAAGAAUGGCCGUCCACAAACUGGACCCCUACGAGGUGGUACACAGUUAUGGACACAAUGAUGAGCAGACAAAAAAUGUUCUGGGUGGGCAUGGUGCCAAGAGAAUCUGUAUGGGUACGGCAGUCAGACGGCAGCCCGUGAGUGGAAAACCACCUCCAGCGAUAGCACGGGUUUUGGCGCAUAGCGCUAGAGGAGGAACCGACACCAGUGACGAAGAUGUUCCCUCUGGAUCAACAUCCAGGGAUCCAGGGAUGGCAACUUGGGCAGCCCCUUAUACGGACCUGUGGAGCUUCCGUCCCAGCAACUUUUAUGCCGAGCGUCAAUUCAACAGAUACUGCUCCACCAUAGAGCCGCACUGUAGCAUCUGCACUCUGUUCAAGCCUCUCAAGUACACCUCAACAUGGUUGAAACCCGAGAGCGUUGUGAUACCAGACAACAGUGCAGUGUGGAUGCCAGCUAUCUGCUUUGUGAAUGGCGGGCUGGAUGGAAGCGCAGGACCGCACUCUGGAGCAGCCAUCGCGGACUCUGUUGUCGAACAAAGCAGCCUCCUCGUCUGUUCCAACUGCUGCGUCUGUGUUCAUGCCCAUUGUUACGGUGUUACGUCAGAGCAGACGUCUCCGUGGAAGUGUGACCGGUGUGCAGCUCAACAAGUCAGCGCGGAAUGUUGCCUGUGUUCAUUGAGGGGCGGUGCCCUGAAACCCACGACCCACGGUCGCUGGGUACACCUCCUGUGCGCGCUUCUAGUUCCAGAGGUACAUUUCGUCAACCCAACAACAAGGAGUCCCAUUGACAUCACCCUUAAUUUGCAAAGAAAAAGACUGAAAUGCUUCUACUGCCACAAGCUGCGCAGCCUCUUCAGUACGGGGACCCUCUCGGAAGGCGGAGGCUGCAUUCAGUGCACAGCAGGCAAGUGCACCACGGCAUUCCACGUGACGUGCGCUCACGCAGCGGGGGUCAUCUUCGAGACGUACGACUGGCCCGUACCCGUCUACAUUACCUGUACCAGGCACGUCGGCAACAAGGACAAGCAUGCAACGUCGCGGGAACUUCCUGAAGUGGGGGUUGGGGCAAGGGUGGUGGCAAAGCACAAAAACGGGCGCUACUACUGGGGUCGUGUUACCGACAUCCGAUCCCAAGACUUCUACUCAGUGGACUUUGAAGACAAUUCAUCCAGUGACAAUCUCUUGCCUCAGGAUAUCGAGAGCCGGGAUUGUCUGAAGCUUGGCCCUCCAAACCCGGGAGAUAUAGUCUCUGUCCGGUGGACUGACGGCAAACUGUAUCAGGCUGUCUUUAAGAGGAGCACCUCAAAUGUCCUUUACACUGUAACUUUUGAAGACCUUUCUGAGCGGACGUCGAGGAGAGCAGAGAUCUACGCAGAGUCUGAAGACCUGCCCAAAAAAGUCAAGUCUAGUCUACAGCCACCGAGAUGCAGCACACAGGCCUCUUCGAAGAGUGCCCUGUGGAGGGUCGUCGCAAGCGAAUUACCCCCGCCCGUUUUCACACCGACAACAUCAUGCUCCUCUGAAGCCCUCCCUCCCCCACGCUGUCCGCCCCUGCACCUCAAGCGGGACUUCACUCAGACCCACUAGGCCGAACCACGUCACUUUCGAUGCAGCUACAAUAUCUUCCCUCGCAAGGCUUUGCGAGCGUGAGAGAGAGUUGCUCGUGGAACUCAGUGGUGCGGUGAACAUGGGUCGAACAGUGGUGAAGCUCAACUGUGGAGUGUGUGUGUUGUUGAUUCUGAGUCCUGUCGAGUGGAAUAAACCGUUUGCAGGAACUUUUGAUCAUGGAAAUCGUGAGAGCCAAAAGCAGUGAAGUUGUUGGUAAUGUGUUGGUUUUGUGCAAAAUAUGAUUGGAGCUGAAAUUGAUAUGAGUUAAAUGAAUGGUUCUGUAAGUUAUUAAUGUCCCGCAGAUACAAUAACUGCACAAUGCUGAUCUUGUGACGAAUUAGUUUAUCAUCAGUGAUGGAGCAUAUAAGCUUGUAGAGAACUCUUAUCUAGUUUCAUUUUGGGGAAACUUGUUUUGGGAAUCAACGUCUCAUUAAAAAUGAAGUGAACUGCGAUUAUGGUGCCACAAGUGUUGCUGUUGAUUAGAAUGCACGUCUUGUGCAGCAGUCUGAAAUGAAACUUUGAAUACCGUAAUUUCACGCGUAUAAGCCGCGGUCAAUACGAUACGACUGAUUUGUGCGACAAAGGAGACCAUAGAGGAGGCCAUAAACCCUGUGGUCCAUACUCCGGGAUCGGCAUAGUGUACGACAAAGGAGGCCAGUUCUAGAGUGCUACCAAGAUCGGAUUGCGCCCUUGUUGGGUGUUUUUCGUGGACUGAUGGGUCAGUGGUCCUCCAGAAGACUUGAAUCACUGUCACCACUUUCGUUAAAGCUACUUGGGGAAUGCACCAGGAAGAUCAAGCUACUCUAAUGCGGACCCGUCCCUGUUACGCACUGUUCAUGCAUAGGCAGGGCAGUUCUGUUCCAGAGACACUGCCAGCCCUUUCGUUAAAACCGGCGUAUGGGGAAAAUACCAGGAAAAUAGUCAUCAGAUAAGUCGCAGAGCGCCCGUGAGGGGAAAAAAAAGUGCGCAUAAGCCGCGGCUAAUACGCGUGAAAUUACGGUAAAUAUGAUGUUAAACAUGAGGUUUACAUAAUAUUUUUGAUUAUUUGAAUUUUGAUAUGCUUGGUUAUGCACAGCGAAAGUAAUUAAGGGAAGCCAGGUGCUUGAAAUUUCCAGUGAAUAGCUUAACGGGGUUCAAGACAUCACUUCUUGUCGGAUUCCCAUAUACCAUGGAGUUGGUAGGAGGCCACUUCCUGUCGUGUUGUACAAAACUAGUAUGUAGUUGGUUGAGGUCCCAUUCAGCGAGGACACGGAGCUGAAGCCUGCAAGGACAAAGUCUCUCCCAUAGCUGUUCUUGCAGAUACAAUGACAUACAAUAUAAUAUUCUUCACAGCAUCAAAAUCAUUUGUACAGAUUCAUUUGCUAUGCAUAAUAAACAUUAUGAAUGUCCUCACAUAAAUUUGUAGCAACACUGCUUUAGAGAAGUGAUUUCUACUUGUGUCAUUUCAUGAAACAUGUAUACUAGAGAGAGAUGAAGUUGCAUUUUUCAAGGAGGUGUGUCACUUUCGGUUCUGGAACAUGGUUGGAAACCCCUGACACAUCGACACUUCUGUGGCUUAUGUACACCUCCCUUUAUUUAUGAACAUCUGUUAUGGACAUUUCCCAUCAAUAAAUGUGCUAAUGGUAAA